Molecule: messenger RNA, 1917 nt
Organism: Penaeus vannamei (Pacific white shrimp)
Lineage: Eukaryota; Metazoa; Arthropoda; Malacostraca; Decapoda; Penaeidae
Source: RefSeq, a predicted model, not a curated record
GUCGAUAUUUGGCGCUGAAAGCAGAGAAGUGGGAGGGGGGGGGAGGCUAGAUUCCUGCUUGACAACUCGAGUUUUUAAGGCGUCCUCGUUCUCAUCAGGGGCUCAGUUCGCCCUCAGCAGCUGUGGGAGGAGGAGGUUUUUGGCGACAACGCACGUGGAAUAACAAAGAAUGGCAGUGUUGGCCUUUCUAACUCUCUCACUGCUGGUAUUCGCAGCCACAGCUCAGAAUGGAGGCACUAGUCAGUUACCAAGGAGGCCUCUCGUAGAACUUUUUGAAAUCUUCCAGGAGGCCAAAGCCGAAGCUCAAGGCCGCGUGACCUGCCCCGAGUCCUGCUCCGACCGGUUCCGCCCCGUCUGCGGCACCGACAACAAGGCCUACGGGAACGAGUGCAAAUUUCAGCAGGCGGCCUGUCGGAACCUCGGCCUCAGGAAGCAGAACGACGGGUGGAUUGAGGUUUACGUUACAGUCAGUAGCAACAACUGUCAGCGUCAGUGUUCUAGCUCGUACGAACCCGUGUGUGCCACUGACGGCGUCUCCUACAACAACAAAUGCCGCCUUGCCAUCAAGACCUGUGAAAACCCGAGCAUCCGGCUGAGAUAUGAGGGACCCUGCGCCGUACCUGCAAACCCCGUGACGUCUCGACCGACAUCCACCGGCGGUUCUCUCCAGCCUACAUCCGGUUCAGUCAGCAGGGUCCCUCAGGUCGGCCAGUCGGUGCUCUCCCUCGUCACCGGCGCAAAUCGCCCCCAGAACUCGGCUCCUGCUCCAGCUUCAGCUCCAGCUCCAGCUCCAGCUCCAGUUCCAGUUCCAAUCACCUCUGCAACCGCCAGACCCGCGUCGGUUGGGAACACUGAUAGCGGUACCCCGCGCUGUAGGGAUGUGUGUCAGCUUGGCUUCCGACCCGUGUGUGGCACCGACGGCAAGGUGUACGCCAACGAGUGCAAGCUGAGGGUUGCCUCCUGCCACGACCCUACGAUUCAGAAGAAGAAUGACGGGGUUUGCCAGAAGGACUGCAGCAUUGCCUGUCCUGACGAUGUCGACCCCGUGUGUGGGAGCAACGGCGUCACUUACAGGAAUUCCUGCUUCUACAACAUUGCCCGCUGCCGAGACCCUGAUGUCAGAAAGGUCGCCAACGCCCCGUGUGCUGAUCCAAAGGUCAACAGAUGCGACUUCUCCUGCGACACAUCCAUCAACCCGGUCUGUGGCAGCGAUGGCCGCACGUACCGUAAUCAGUGCGAACUUGAGGCUACCGCUUGCACGCAGAGAAGUCUGAUCAAGCUCUACGAUGGACAGUGCCAGGAGCAGCGAGGAGCACGUUGCGAUACAGUUUGCCCAGAUGUAGUGGAGGAAGUGUGUGGGGACAACGGGAAAACCUACAGAAGUCACUGUGAUCUUAUUGUGCUGUCUUGCCGUGCGAACGUACGUGUUAACAAGGCUUAUGACGGACGUUGUCGCAGGGCAUGAAUAGUAUGAAGACGAGGAAAAUAAGAGAAGAUGAGAAAAGAGGAGAGAAAAAAAGAGGAAGAUGGUAAGAAGACAGAACAGGAGGGCAGAAUAUUGCAAAAUACGAAAUUUGGGUUUAGUGAUAUACCUAGGGGAUAUGAGUAAUGUUUAUUUUCCUUAUAUGAAUGAUAUAUAUAUACAAUUUGGUUGACAUCACUGAUCUUGAGCAUGGGCAUCUUACAUGUGCUAAUAUAUAAUCAGCAAGUACAUUUCUAAUGACUGAAAGACAAAUGUAUUCUGCACUCAUGUGAAUAUCAAAUCACAUGAAAUGCAUUUUGGAAUAAAAUCUAAUACAUGUGUUUGUAUAAAUUACAAAUACAAUAUUGCUUAAAAAGAGAAGUAAUUUUGGAUGGUUUUACUCAGUGAUAAUUUGCUGGGAAGAUGUAAACAAUAAAAUAUAGAAAAUGAACAAA